Molecule: messenger RNA, 2002 nt
Organism: Asparagus officinalis (garden asparagus)
Lineage: Eukaryota; Viridiplantae; Streptophyta; Magnoliopsida; Asparagales; Asparagaceae
Product: transcription factor GTE10-like
Exons: 4
Coding region: 143-1729 (528 amino acids)
Molecular function (GO): protein binding
Source: RefSeq, a predicted model, not a curated record
CCUUUGCGUAAAUUUUCCACUCGCUGAUUUUCUCUCUGUCCGAAGUGAAGAGGAAGGGAAAGGGAAAUUUGGCUCCGCUUUGAUUUUUUUAGGGUUUUGGAGCUGCUCCGAUCUCGAGAUCCAGAUUUACUGGAUUGACAAUAUGGCGCCCACUGUUCUAAUAGAGUGUACAGAGAAAAGGGUGGUUAAGAGAUCUUUCGCGAUGAUGGGGAAAUCACAGAAGUUUUCGAAGGGCUUAUCUUCUUCCUUUGUUCCUGAUUACCGUCAUGCGGCUGAAACCAUGGAGGAAUCCGAAGGAUUUGGUAGCUCAUGCCGUGUGGAUUCUGAAGAUUCUUGUGCUCCAAAGAGGAAAUGCAUUAGCUUGAAUAAGGACACGGGCGACUGCUUCAAUGUUCCUUUGCAGGUCAUUUCUUUUGCCAAGAUGCCUGGUUCAGAAAGAAAAGAGUUAGAAUUGAGACUGAGAGCUGAACUUGAAAGAAUUCAAAUGCUUCAAAAAAAGUUCUUAUCAAUAAAUGUACCAACAGUGUCAUCCUCCAGUAACGGAAAGAAACUGGGUUCCAAUGGAUCACAUCUCAAGCGUGGGAGUUCAGGGAGGUUCGAGUCGAAGAACAAACAACGACCUCAGCCACAGCCUACCACUGAUAACUCCUAUGCAUCGAUAAUGAAGCAAUGUGACUCAAUUCUCAAUAAGUUGAGAACACACCAGUUUGGGUGGGUUUUCAAUAAUCCAGUUGACGCAGUGGCUCUCAAGAUUCCGGAUUAUUACACUGUCAUCAAGCAUCCAAUGGAUCUUGGUACCAUCAAGAACAAGAUAUCUUCUGGUGCUUACUCCAGCCCAUUGGGUUUUGUUGCUGAUGUGAGGUUAACUUUUACAAAUGCAAUGACAUACAAUCCGCCCGGUAACGAUGUCCACAUAAUGGCAGAUAAAUUAAGCAAAUUCUUUGAGUCAAAAUGGAAACCUAUAGAGAAGAAGCUUGCUGCAACUGAUUUAUAUGUUAGAAGAGAGACAGAAGCUCCCAAGCCAGUAUUACAUCCAAAGAAGAGGAAAACGUCUCCUGUAACUUGUAAUGCUGUAGUACUGGAAAAGGUGAUCCCUAGGGUGACUGCUGAGGAGAGGCAGCAUUUGAGUAAUCGAUUAUCAGCUAUGCUAGAGGACAUGCCAGACCAAAUAAUUGACUUUUUGAAGAGGCAUAUCAGUAGUACGAAUGACUCUGGUGAGGAGGAGAUGGAGGUUGAUAUUGACGCCCUUAGUGAUGAUGUACUGUUAGAACUGAGGGAGCUUUUGGAUAGCUGUUUGCCAGAGAAACUGAUUGUACAACAUCCAAAAGCAGAACCCUCUGAAAUCGAGAUUUUAAAUGAAUCUGGACUUAGCAAUUCAUCAAUGCAUCCCGGCAAAGGCAAUGAACCUGUCGAUGAGGAUGUAGAUAUUGGUGGUAAUGAUCCUCCCAUGUCAAGCUAUCCUCCUGUAGAGAUAGAGAAGGAUGCAAUACAUAGAGGUGGCAAGUGCAGCAGUUCAAGUUCAUCGAGUAGUGAUUCAGGCUCUUCUUCCAGUGGUCUGUUCUUGUUUCCUUGCCAUCUGGCCAACACAUCCUUUAUGUUCUUAGAUCAUUUUGUUGUACAGUUCAGUAAUUUUAAUAUUGCAUUGCUUUUUUAUUUAACUAUGAGGAUGAGGUCAAGUCAGCUCCUUGUAGUUACUUCUUUUCUUACCUUUGUCACUACUGACUUUUGAGUGUUUAUUGCUUGUGACGGGAAACAUGACUAAUAAACACCAACCAAGUUAUGUACUAUAUAGGAAGAAAUAAAAUACCAAAAAGAAGGUGUAUCUCGGUCAUCCGUAUUAUAAAAAGAGACAUUUAGGUUGCAAAUAACUGAUGUAACCAUUGACUGAAGUCAUAAUUGACGCAAGUUAGGAAAUCUGUAUAUAGAUCUAGACUGCAAACAACUCACUGGUGCAUGAUGCUUAAGAAAUGAAGAUGGGGUUCUGCAUAUUAUUUAUUGUAUU